GGGAGGGGGAGCCCUGCCUCUUUGCCUACCCCAGAUCAAUGCCCUGGCCACUCACUUUCUGAUGUUGCACGACGGGAAAUGCUUUGAAUACUUGCGACAUGGCCGCUCACAUUGAUUGCCAAGAUUGACAGCACUAGCCUUCGCCUUCACUUGAGCAAGAGAAGGAAAUAAAUAAGUCAGAUAUCAACAAAAGCUCAUCGCAGCCUUGACAGCUAAACUUGUGUAAAAGAACGGAAUUCCAUCUUUAUGGCCCAUGGAACCAGUAACAACAUUUAGCCUUUAUCUCAAUAUAAAGCAGUGAUCAUCCUUUUAGAUUAAGCACAUCAAAGCGGAAUUGCCAACGGACCUGAGGUUGUUUUUUCCAGACUUCUGCAUCAAGAUCACUUUCAUGAAUUCAAAACCUGCUCACCAGUGACCACAGGGUGUCGGGGCUGAAAUCUUUCUGCUUCUCAAAGUAAUGUCUUCCAAGCAAGCCACCUCUCCGUUUGCUGACGGAGAGGACGCCAGGAGCCAGGAGCGCCUGCUCUGGGACAGGGAGGAGAGCGUGGAGCCCCACGGCCCCCCCCGGAUGCCGCUGCACAGCCUGCAUGGCAAGGCCCACCCCGAGGAGCAGCCGGCCAUCAGCAGCGUGCCCCCCGAGUGUGACUGGAACAGCGUGAUGGCAGCCCAGCAGCGCAUGGAAUCUGACAGCAAUAAAGUGUGUUCCCUCUACUCGCUCCGGAAUAACUCUACCUCGCCGCACAAGCCUGAGGAGGGGGUCCGGGAGCGCGGCGAUGUCCUAGGGGGCUCCGCCUUCGGCACGCCUGAGCGUCGCAAGGGAAGCCUGGCCGACGUGGUGGAUUCGCUGAAGCAGAAGAAGAUGACGAAGAGCGAGCAGGAUGAGUCCUCUUGCAUGGAGAAGCUACUCUCAAAAGACUGGAAGGAAAAAAUGGAAAGAUUCAAUACGACUGAGCUCCUAGGAGAUGUCAAAGGCACCCCCGAGAGCCUGGCAGAGAAGGAGCGGCAACUCUCCACCAUGAUCACCCAGCUGAUAGGCCUGCGGGAGCAGCUCCUGACCGCCCAUGACGAGCAGAAGAGGCUGGCUGCCUCGCAGAUGGACAAGCAGCGGCAGCAGAUGGAGCUGGCCAGGCAGCAGCAGGAGCAGAUUGCAAGACAACAGCAGCAACUUCUACAGCAGCAGCACAAAAUCAACCUCCUCCAGCAGCAGAUCCAGGUCCAGGGUCACAUGCCUCCACUCAUGAUCCCCUUUUUCCCGCACGAUCAGCGCACCCUGGCUGCGGCGGCGGCAGCCCAGCAAGGAUUCCUUUUCCCUCCUGGACUCACCUAUAAGCCAGGUGAGAACUACCCUGUGCAGUUCAUCCCGUCGUCGAUGGCAGCCGCUGCAUCUGGACUGAACCCGCUCCAGCUGCAGCAGUUGUACGCUGCCCAGCUGGCCAACAUGCAGGUCUCCCCAGGAGCCAAGAUGCCAUCGCUCCCACAGCCUCCCAACUCAUCAGGGCCUGUCUCGCCCACUGGCCUGAAAAGUGAGAAAAGGUCCUCUAGUCCUAUAACACAAGUAAAGGACGAGGGAACGCAGCCCCUAAACCUCUCCUCCAGGCCCAAGACAGCCGACUCAGUCAAGUCACCGAUGUCCCCAACGCACCACCUGUUUGCAGGCAGCAAAGGCAGCCCCACCAGCCUCUCGGCUAAGAGUGGCAUCCCCAGCCCCAUUGGGGGGACUCUGAGCCGGGGUUCCUCCCUGGAUAUCCUGUCCAGCCUAAACUCCACGGCACUGUUCGCGGACCAGGAUGCUGUGAUGAAGGCCAUCCAAGAGGCCCGCAAGAUCCGGGAGCAGAUCCAGAGAGAGCAAUUUCAGCACCACCCCCAGGGCCUGGACGGCAAGCUUUCGGGCCUUGGCGUGGGGCUCAACAACGGCAGGGGGGACAAGGAGAGAGCGCACUACGAGAACCUCGGGCACCACCUGGGCAAGCUGAGUGAUGAGGCGAAGAUGGGCCACCGGGUCAUUGACUUAACCCGGCCGGAAGAUCUGGACGGAGGCAGCAGCACUGCUGAGGCGCGGGUGUACAGGGAGACCCGGGGGAGGAACAACAAUGAGCCCCACAUCAAGCGGCCCAUGAACGCCUUCAUGGUCUGGGCGAAGGACGAGAGGAGGAAGAUCCUCCAGGCCUUUCCGGACAUGCACAACUCCAACAUCAGCAAAAUCCUCGGCUCACGCUGGAAGUCCAUGACCAACCAGGAGAAGCAGCCAUACUAUGAGGAGCAGGCGCGGCUCAGCAAGAUCCACCUGGAGAAGUAUCCCAACUACAAGUACAAACCACGGCCCAAGCGCACCUGCAUCAUCGACGGCAAGAAGCUGCGCAUCGGAGAGUACAAGCAGCUGAUGCGCUCGCGGAGGCAGGAGAUGAGGCAGUUCUUCACUGUGGGGCAGGGGUCCCAGAUCCCCAUUAGCACCAGUGGAGGCCUGGUCUAUCCCGGGGCUAUGGGCCUGGCAGCCACCACGCCCUCCCCGCAGAUGACGUCGGACUGCUCCAGUGCAUCGGCCAGCCCCGAACCGGCCAUCCCCGUCAUCCAGAGCACCUAUGUCAUGAAGGCGGAGCCUGGGGUCACACUUAGCGGGGAGACCAUCAAUGGCGAGGAUGAGAUGGACAUGUACGAGGACUUCGAGGAGGAGCCCAAAUCGGACUAUAGCAGCGACAAUGAGACACAGGAGGCAGUGAGCGCAAACUGAGGGGCCUCAUGGCCAAGCUGGCAGGAAACCCCAUGCGUGAACCUGGGAGGAGCUUGGCAGGAGAAGUGGAGCUCCCCUCUGGACACCUUCAGGAGCCGGCAUGCAUGUGUGGCUCCCGCGUACCGGACAGAUACCUGUUUUAAGUGUUUCUUCAUGUGUGAAGCAGAAGCUGUUUGUUUUGUUUUGGUUUUUUUCGUUUGUUUGUUUUAUUUUAUUCAUGGUUUCUAAUUUUUUCGUUUAUCCAUGGACGUUUUUACACAGUUAGGUUCUUGUGUAUGAAAUAUUGGAUGUCAGGACUUGAAAAUUAACAUUUAAUAUAAAUCCAUAGCUCACAGUGUUACUUCGUCAUAUGGAAAUAUCUUUUACGUUAUUAUUUUUGUUUUUGUUUUUUUUUGGAAUGCUGUUUAAUAGCUUGAGUUACUGUUUGUGAUUGGGGUUAUCUAUCUCACUCAGGUAUGCUGUUCCAGCCAACAGCUUGUGAAUGUGUUUUUAAACUGAACUAUUUAAUGAGAAAGGAGGACGAUGUGCAGAUUUCAUAUAGAGACAAGUGCAGAACCAGCCCACGGGUGUGUCGACGAGCACAGAGGAGGAAACAGCAAGCUCUCUGAUCAUCGCUAGUGUAAUCACGGUCAGGCUGUUAGCACAGGUCGUGUUGAGUUCUAAACUCAAGCGUGCCAAACCUUCCAUGAAAUAUUUUAUGUAUCACCUAUAUCUUCAAAUUUCAAAGUCUUAAGGGAGACACUGCAAGUCUUAGACAAUCCUUAGCCCUCUUCAUGAUGUGGUGUAAAACACCUUUACCAUACUGGUGAUUUUUUUUUCUUUUUUAACCACCAUAGUGAUGUACUCAGGAACUUGGCGACAGAAUGCCCUCUUAUGUACGUGGUUUCCACCGAGUGCUUGGUGCCACUGCUGUGAUGGCAGCGGGGGUGACAGUCACACAGGGAGGCCAAACAGUGAACCCUCUCCUCCCACCAAAUCCAUUACUUACGCCUGAUGAGGCCUGAUGCUAUCCAGGAUGGCACCCUGAAUGACAUCUCUUCUGUCUUUCUGUUCCGUCUUAAUUUCCUGAUCAUCCUGAUUUGGGGCCAACUCUCUUCCAAUCAGACUCCGGUCUCGGUGCCGGGCCCCCUUCGUGUUAGUCUUAAUGGACGCAAGUCUUAUGGGGGGGGGGGCAUCAGCUCUGAGUCUUAAAGGAAAUGCUGGCAGUUGGGUCCCUCCAGUGGAGCUGGAGCGGCACAGAGUAGCACUACUUAGCUGGAAAAACAGUUCUCAAAGGCAGGCUGGAAGGUAACCUUUGUCAUGUUUGUUUUUUUUUAGUUAAUUUAUCUUAAGAAUUCAGAGUAAGCUGUAACUUGUGUAGGAUGUUGAAACGAUAGGUCUGAUCUGCAGAGUAAUUAAUGGUGUACUAGCUGAGUAGUGAUGGGCAGAGGGUUGCAUGUACUUGACACUUUAAAGCAGCCACAGAAAAAGGCGCAUGCAGGCCACACUGCGUCCCUCAAGGUCAUGGGGUCACUUUUGCAGUUCGACGCCCCCCUACUGUAGUUUGUUGGGCUGAGUGAGGGUCAGCGGUCAGCGGUCCGCAUCUGGCCUCCUCCUGCUGCAGGUUAGGUGGACACAGCUCCUGCUCCCUGCGCCCAGUGGCGCUUCCACUCCCAUGUGGGGGGAGGGGGGGGGGUGCCAUCUGGCCCCGCGAGGUAGGGAACAUCAGCAAGGGGAGGACAAAGGGGAAAUCCAUCGUGCUGUUUAUUGUGCUCUUUAUCAAAGGGCUCCAGCGAGGGAGCUCCCGGCCGGGCCACAAGACGUUGGGCGAGCAGAUGGAACCGGUACAUCAAGCUGUGGGGGAUUAUUAAAAUGACUGACGAUUCAGUUUCAUCUCAAAUGUAGCAUUAUUAAUGCUGAGGUCCUGCUCGUUUCCGUUUGCCCUUGAAUCGGUCGACUUCAUUAGUAAACAGUCGAUUUCACGGAAACAUUCCCGUCCCUGUACCUCUGAUGGCUGAAAUUCUUGCUCGCUCUCCUUCUUUCAUGUGCUUUUUCCAGAGGGCCUGCUUGGUUUUUCCUAUGUCUCCACUACUCUACAGUCUUGAGUUGUUUAUUUCCAUUUAAAUGAACAAUUUCCUCCUUUUUAAGGAAAAUAUACAUUUAGCUUAAUGAUAUUUAAAGUUGUUCAGUUUAACCCUUUCUUAGUGCUUUAAUGUAGUAAAAUGACAUUUUUAUGUUCUCUCGGACAAUUCAAUUUGUGCCCCCCCCCCCCCCCAACAGACAUGGGUAGGGAUUUUUAGGUUGUGUUUGCUAGUUAUUUUUUUUGUACCUGAUUUCUCGCAGUCAUGACCGAAAUCCUGAAAGGUAUCAGAGAAUAAAGGACUGUUCUUAGGAUUGAAACUUGAUUACACUUAAACAAUAUAGAAAAAAAAUCAGAAAGUCAUGCAGAGAUAAUAUUUCAUAAGUGUUAUAAGCACUGGAUAUAGAUGAUUUUUUAAAUCCGUUCUGACUAAUGUGAAACUGUUGUAUAGAAAGAAAAAAACAAAACAAAAAAAGAACAAAAACCAGUUUUGACUCGUGUGAGUGUGCCUCACAGUUGCUGGAUUUGAGUCAGUUUUUUCCACUUUAUUUGAACCAUUUAUUUAUGCAGAUGUGUGUCUUACAAAUAAGGAUUUUGUUUUGGCUCCAGUGUUUCUUAAACGGGAACGGUCAACUGGUGACGCAGGGCGCGUCAGAAUCUGGGAGAGAUGGGUGUUACUUUGACGAGACCUACAUUGGAAGCUAACCUACAGUGCACUGUCUACUACAUAGACAUUUCAUUAGAUGUAUUGGCCUGUGUUGGCUAUCAAUUUGUAUGAUAUAACAAGACAAUCAGAAAAAACUACAAUAAAAUUCAUAAUUGAAUUGGAGCUCAAAACAAAGUUUUUUUUUUUUAAUUUUCCAGCUCAUCAUAGAUUUUUAAAUUGUAAAUAUAGGAAAAUAGAAUUAUAUUUUUAUUCAUGAAUACCUAGUGGUGUAAGUUAUGUAUUUGACUUUUUUCCUUUUUUUACACAUCAGUGUAUGUCAGUCGAUGUCAUUAAAAAGCUGACAAGCCACUGUACCUCAUAUAGAUGCUGAAUUAAAAAACCGUCAUGAAAGAUAGCAGUAUUCAAGCUGAACAUGGGUUUGUGAGGUACCUCACUUGUGUGUGUUUCAAGUAACCUGUUGGUUAUAUGUGUUGGUCUUCUGCUGAAGAAAAAAAAAGAGUAAGAUUCUGGUACGUAAGAAUUGUACAAAUGAUAAAAUAUUUCAAGGAACCGGCAUCUGUCAGAGCAACUCAGUGCAAUCCCAGGUGAAGCAGCGGAAAGCCUGUUUCACAUCUUUCAUGAGGACAGUGUUCAGAAUCCCUUAGCAUUGGCUGGUGUCCGCGUUGAGCACUUAAGUUUACACGUUUCAAACUGAGGUUUUCCCAUUCUGUACUUGUCGACUUCAAGCAGCAGUUAAAAAAAUUUUAAUCCACCAGGGGUUGGAUGAUUGUGCCAAAUUUUGUAAAGGGGGGUAAAUACAGAAAAAAACACAAAAAUAUGUGACAGUUUUAAAUGCAGAUGCGCAUGCGUGAUUUAUUGUUGUUCAUUUUUAUUCCUGGUGAGGUUAGAUUAGAGGCGUGCAAAUAUUUAUUUGUUUUUCCUUUUUUUUUGUCAGUGGUAUUUAGCUUAACUUUUUAUAUCUAUAAUUUCCGGUCCUUUAGCAAUGCUGUGGGCAUGGCCCUUCUGUUGCUGGAGCUGUCUGGCUCUAAAAUCUUCUCUAGAAUAAGCAAGUUCUCUAUGUAAUAAAAAUUACAUUCAAAAAAAUUAAAAUCCCCUUCUCAGCAGGUACCCCGGCCUAUGGCAGAUUUUGUUGGAGAUACUAGAGAUGAAAUGGUCUCUGUUGCUGCUUUGAAAAAAAAAAUGUUUUAAGUCAAAAAUGUAAAUAGUUUAUGGAAAUAUCUUGUACAGACCAGUGUAAAGUUUUUAAUUGAACUCAUAAAGGUUGCCAUUACAUUCGCCUUCACAUUCUCCUUUAAAAGACAGCAGUUUGCUAAGGAUUAUUGUUUUAAACAGAAAAAGGUACUAAAAUGUGUUUUGCUUGGCUUCAAAAUGUAACGCAGCCAGUCAUUCGUUUCCAUGUGCAGUACUGACGUGAGGUAAACUCAAGGUGAAAUUAUUCUACAUCGGUACCUACAGAGAGCUGUCUCCUCUGUCCGCAGUAUUAAUACAUCAGCAGAUGCCAAGCCAGUUUGCGACUGAUUCUGGCAUCACUAGGCACCUUAGCUAUGUGUACAGAUUCUUAGGUCUUACCCCCCCCCCCGCCCCCCACAGGGUGUUUUUUUACAUAUUGUUAUGUAACAGCGCCUUUAUAUAUACCUAAUGUUUAUGUGACAUUAAGCGAUGUGGAGAAUCGCGCAUGGGAGAGCGUGUGACUGCCUGUUUAAACUCAUUUACCUCAAGGGUUUCCUCCUUUCCUAAAAACAAACACACACACAAACAUACAACAAAAAAGUCUUACCAUCUCCAUCACUCCAUCUUUUGUACUGCUGUUGACACAAAUUAAAGAGACAUUUUGUUUUAAAA
Messenger RNA from Paramormyrops kingsleyae, 7296 nucleotides. Its product is annotated as transcription factor SOX-6-like. Gene Ontology annotation, cellular component: nucleus. The record is from RefSeq and is a predicted model, not a curated record. Lineage: Eukaryota; Metazoa; Chordata; Actinopteri; Osteoglossiformes; Mormyridae. Gene Ontology annotation, biological process: regulation of transcription by RNA polymerase II; cell fate commitment; positive regulation of chondrocyte differentiation. Gene Ontology annotation, molecular function: RNA polymerase II cis-regulatory region sequence-specific DNA binding; DNA-binding transcription factor activity, RNA polymerase II-specific.